GCCCACCGGCGACUCGCCGGACUCAGUGCAGGCCAACUCCGUGCUUCUAGCUCGGUGCUGCCGCCAUCUUCCCGGAGGAGAGGACAGAGGCAAAUCCCCUCUCCCCUUCAUCGCUCCGCAAGCACGUCGCCACCUGCCCGCUCCGGCCGCCUUCCACCCUGAGUGACCAUCUCGUUCCUUCUAAGGAAAUACCCUUCCCUGCUCCACUUGUCCACAAAGCGAAGAAUCUCAUUACCUGUUCCUCUCCUAUUAGCGUGAGGAAACCAAGCUCAUAAGACAGAAGAAAAACCAAGGAAGAUGUCUAAGCAACAGCCAGCUCAGUUUAUAAAUCCAGAAACUCCAGGAUAUGUUGGAUUUGCAAAUCUUCCCAAUCAAGUUCACCGGAAAUCUGUGAAAAAAGGUUUUGAGUUCACACUGAUGGUGGUUGGUGAAUCUGGUCUAGGAAAAUCAACUCUCAUAAACAGCCUGUUCCUGACUGAUCUCUACCCAGAAAGAAUUAUACCUGGAGCUGCAGAGAAAAUUGAAAGAACUGUCCAAAUUGAGGCUUCAACUGUUGAGAUUGAAGAGCGGGGGGUCAAGCUGCGCCUUACAGUUGUAGACACACCUGGCUAUGGGGAUGCCAUCAACUGCAGGGACUGUUUUAAGACCAUCAUCUCCUACAUUGACGAGCAGUUUGAACGGUACCUGCACGACGAGAGCGGCCUGAACCGGCGGCACAUCCUUGACAACAGGGUGCACUGUUGCUUCUACUUCAUUUCGCCUUUUGGGCAUGGACUGAAGCCCUUAGAUGUUGCGUUUAUGAAAGCAAUACACAACAAGGUGAAUAUUGUGCCUGUCAUUGCAAAAGCUGAUACUCUCACCCUGAAGGAACGCGAGCGGCUGAAAAAAAGGAUUUUGGAUGAAAUUGAAGAACAUAACAUCAAAAUCUAUCAUUUACCUGAUGCAGAAUCAGAUGAAGAUGAAGAUUUUAAAGAGCAGACUAGACUUCUCAAGGCCAGUAUCCCGUUUUCUGUGGUUGGUUCCAACCAGUUGAUUGAGGCCAAAGGCAAGAAGGUCAGAGGUCGCCUCUACCCAUGGGGUGUUGUGGAGGUGGAGAACCCAGAGCACAAUGACUUUCUGAAGCUGAGAACAAUGCUUAUUACUCACAUGCAGGACCUCCAGGAAGUGACCCAGGACCUUCACUAUGAAAACUUCCGUUCUGAGAGACUCAAGAGAGGUGGCAGGAAAGUGGAGAAUGAGGACAUGAAUAAAGACCAGAUCUUACUGGAAAAGGAGGCCGAGCUCCGCCGCAUGCAGGAGAUGAUCGCAAGGAUGCAGGCGCAGAUGCAGAUGCAAAUGCAGGGUGGCGACAGUGACAGUGGAACCCUUGGGCACCAUGUGUGAGGUCAUGUUUGCAUCUUCAUAAGUGUGGAAGAAAACACUUGGAUAAAAGAAAACAUUCCAGAUGAAUGCUACAGCUUCGAGUUUUCUUAAGGUCCUUGGAAGUGUGCCCUUCCAAAUUUGAGUACCAGUGCUUGAGGAUUUCACUUUUUAAAAUUUUUGAUUUUUUUUUGUAUGAAGUACUUUUAACAUUUGUAUUUCAUUGCUAUGUUACACCUUAUGUUUUAUGAAGUAAACUCAUUUUCUUCCUCCUUAACCACUAAUAUUAGAAUUUAUUUCUAAGACUCAUUCAGUAUGCAUAGUUGAUAGUAAAUUUCUUUGAUUUAGCUUGUCUAACUGACUAAUCAUUGGUGAGCACUCUUGAAUUAUAUUUAGAACAUUCAGGUUUAAAAGAAUGAUCCUGUAUUUUAGACAUGUAUCUGUGACAGAGAAGGCUGUUCAGACUUGGUGGCAGGUUGUAUGGUUAUUGCCAAAUCACACUUGUUGAGACUUUUCUUAAAUUUUAUAUUUGUGCAAAUACCUAAAACCAGUUGUGCUGCUAUACUUCAUUACUGUUUUUUCAUUGGAUGAGAUACAUGUUUAUAUUUAAGACACUUUUUAAAGCAGAGUUUUGGGGUUUAAUUUUAAGAGCUCUAUGGAUUCUCGUACCAGGGCGUUUUUUAAACCUCUAUGCAGAGAACUCACCAGAAGGACUUUAUAGUGCCCUGCUGGUUAUACUGUGCUGCAGAAAAAGUCAAAGCAGCUGUGAGCUCCAGCUUUACGUUGUUAUAGGAAUCAAACUGGUUCUACGCAACUAAAACUGAAUCCUUUGAAGAAACCAAUUUUUUACAUUUUAUACUGCACUUUAAUGUACUUUCUAUAACUGCAGUGGAAACUGUAGCUCUUGGGUAGCAUGCCCCUUAUCCCCAGGCUUAUUGUUGGGUGAUGCUCCUGCACAACAUGUCAUCCCCAAGAAGCCCAAAUGUCUUCCAGGGGUUUCCUCAAACCAUUUUCCAUUUUUUUUAGUCAUUUUUCUAUUGCGAGGAAAACAGCAAUGGUCAUUUUUUAUGUGUAGACUAUCUCAUCUGUUUUCAGCUAUUAUUUCCUUCAGUUUGUAGUACAAAUGUCUUCAUGAGUCCUAUAAGAAUGAAAGGAGGCAUUUCAGAACUAUACUGCAAGCAGGUGAUUGAAGCCACAUUUGGUAUAUAUAUUCUGGCUUGCUGCUCCUGUGCUGCCUUUCCUCCUGCCAUCAUGUCUAGGAAGCGACCAUGGAAAGGAACAAGUUAAGAAGACAGUGAUGUCGAGGGAGCAGAUGCUAGUUUGGUAUUUUCACUUUACUACAACAGAAGUGCAGCAGAAUAAAAUUCUUGAUUCAAGAUGAGGUAGAAUUUUUUUAAUGCAAAAAAUAGUAGUAAAAUGAGACUCAUAAAUUGUUAUAAAGAUGUAUAGCAGAAAAUAAUGUGUACUUUACUCACUUUUCCCUCACUGUUGUAACAUUGUGAAUGGUCAGAGGUUCUUUAUGUAAAGUUUCUCCCCCCAAAUUGUUCAUGACUAUAGAAUACAUCCAUGCAGCCAGCUGGUUGUGUCAUUUUGACAUUGGCUUUGUUUAGAGAAAGCUGUUUAAAAAUUUUUACACAGUUAGUUCAAUCCCUUUGUGCCACUCAGGGCAAGCUGCCAUCUGAAAAUGGCAACAUGAACCAGGAGGUAUUGCAGCCACACUUGUAAAUCUCCUUCCAUUUUACUGCCAAAAACCUAAACAUACACUUUUGCUAAGAAAUUAUUGCUCUUUACUAAGAAAUAUGUACCUAUAGAAAUGCAUUUUGAAAACACUUAUUUUACAUAGCAAGUUUCUAUCAAUUUUAAACUAACCUUUUUUUCAAUAAAGCACUAUAGUAAGUGA
Molecule: messenger RNA, 3259 nt
Organism: Jaculus jaculus (lesser Egyptian jerboa)
Lineage: Eukaryota; Metazoa; Chordata; Mammalia; Rodentia; Dipodidae
Gene: Septin2
Product: septin 2
Exons: 13
Coding region: 298-1383 (361 amino acids)
Biological process (GO): cell division; cilium assembly; regulation of exocytosis
Cellular component (GO): synaptic vesicle; cell division site; septin complex
Molecular function (GO): molecular adaptor activity; GTP binding; GTPase activity
Source: RefSeq, a predicted model, not a curated record